CGCCAGCAAAAACGUCUUAGUGGCCCUUGGAGACUUGAAGAGCCGAAGGGAAGGGUGCUAGCCGAUGCCUAUUUGAGGCACCUCUAAGUCGGAUCCCAGCACCGGGCGAAGCAAUCCGGGAUGAUCCCCAUCCAGCCAUGUCACUUUGCCCCAGGGCAUCGCAUAAUUUAGUGGAGAACAACGCCGAAAUUCUGAACGUCGUUCGACCUGCAGAGGCCUGUCAUCCUUUGGCCGCUAGCAACCUCGGUCCACAAAGCGUGGAAAAACACUCACUUAUUGUGGACUUUCUCUUCCUUUCUCGCUUGGGAAACGAGGCGAUCAACAUUGCGGCGAGCAAUGGCAGCGACUGAAGUACGAAAUAAUACAGCAACAUGCAUACAUAGACAGGAGAUAGACCAGGGGCCUGCCUGACAUCCCUCGUGGCAUCGAAGAAUUUACCUCUUUUGUGAACCUUGCAGGUCUAUCAGAUAUCCUUUCCUGUCAGUCCACCCACUCGCUCGCCUCUCCUGUGGAUGAUCGAGUUCCCUUUUUGGUUGCAUAUCUCGUUUGACAUAUAUGCGGCCCUCUUCUUGGCCGCCGUUUUAGGAAUGAAGCAAUGGCGGCCGAACGGAGAGUUCCAUCAGACCCUCGCAUAGUGUUCACCAUCCUCGCAUGUGUUUAACCAAGAACACACGUUCUUUCCUCCCCAGUUUUCCUAGCUUUUCGUCAUUCCCACGUUGUCCAGGGGCUCGUCUCUUAGCAGGCUUCACGUUGUUUUCAGGGGCCAGGGCUAUAGGACGGCAGUUUCUUGCAGAAGGAUUCUGCCCAUCCUUUUAGUCGGUGCCUGGGCAGAAUAAAGUGAUCCAGUUGCCCUGCUUCUGUUUAUGGAGUCCUCUUGCGAAGCGAUUCCGUUCGGAGUGAAGAGAGAUUGAUGAAUGCGCGUUGACCCGUCCCCUUCCCUUGGUAGUUGACCAGACCCUCCUUCUUUCUUUUGUUCGCAGCUAUCAGGCUGGACCCUCCCAACCCCGAUUCCCGAGAAUUUGGUUGUCUCUUCCCCGCGGCAUCUGUAGAAUUACUCAACACAUCGCCGCAGUGAGGUGAAAGGCGCUUUACUCACGAAAACAUGUCGACCGACUCAGGUCCGUCACCGUUGCCCGGGCUUCCUGGAUACGACCCUCAGAACAUUCAGCCAUGGACCGUCGAAGUUGUGGUUUCGGUGACGGUCCUCGCAGUACUCGCCGUUAUUCUCCGCCUGAUCAGUCGUCAAACGAAGGGUCAGAAGCUGUGGUGGGAUGAUUACUUGAUUGUCUGGUCGAUGUUAUGGAACCUUGUUGUUGUUGGCUUCAUCUUCGCGAUGCACUCGGUGGGCAUGGGCCUCCACGCAGACAAGGUCGGCGUCGACAAUAUCGUGUUGAUGGCCAAGUAUCUCGUCGUCGCAGAGAUUCUUUACGCCUGGAAUCUGGGCUGGACCAAGCUCAGCUUGAUGUUGAUGUACUACCGCAUCUUCCACAUCCCAUUCUUCAAGAAGAUGACGUGGUUCGUCAUCUCCUUUGUCUUCGCCUGGGUCAUUUGCAUCACCUUCCUCUUCAUCUUUAUUUGCGUCCCUGUCGAGAAGCUGUGGUAUCCCGACAUCCCGGGCAGAUGCAUCAACCAAGUUGCAACCUGGAUCGCCAACGCAGCCUCGACUAUCUUCACCGAUCUUCUCAUCUUGUUGCUGCCUCUUCCUCAGGUGUGGAAGCUGCAACUGCAAAAGGCUGAGAAGAUUGCCUUGACCUUCGCCUUUGGUCUCGGUUUCUUCGUUGUCUUCACCUCGGCAUACCGAACGAGCGUCCUCUUCACCUACAGUGGCACCGACCCGAGCUACACUCUCGCCCCAACAGUCGGCUGGACCGCCAUCGAAAUGUCCGCUGGCAUUGUCUCCGCCUGCCUACCUACUAUCCGUCCCGCCGUGCAGCGCAUCGUUCGAGCCUGCGGUUUCAAGGGCAGCAUGGGCGGCAUGUUCCGCAGCACGACGGCAUUGGGCUUCGGCUCCAGCAAAAACAAGUCCAACUUCAGCAACGGCAUGUCCUCGCAGGAUCCCCACACGACCAAUGGCGGCUCACAAAUCGCCCGCAAUCUCUCGACGACCAAGCACGGCGCCGGCGAAGAUGCCUUUUAUCGGUUGCCAGACGACAACGGAUCCGAGGGCACUAGUCGUCAGCCUACACCACCUUUGGAGGACUCAAAGCUGAGACCAGACACCACUGGAUUUGGGUACUCAGUCUCGAGUUAUCCCGUCAAGGAGAGAGAUGACAAGAGCGAGGACGAAAUUCCCCUUCACGCCAUUCGAGUACAGAGAGACUUCAAGCAUACGACGGAACGAAGUUAAGGGAGGAUUGGAUCAAGUGUAUGAGGCGCUAUAAAUAAGGAAUCUCGGGUGAAAAUGAUGAUGGGAUUUCCGUCGACAUCUAGUGUUGGCCCUUACCAAUCUCUUAAUUUUGGUGUACGAGUGGCUGUCGAUGGUCAAGGGUUAUGUGAUGGCGUUGGAUAGGAGUAAAGGAAAAUCAACCCAAAAGUCGGCUGCUAAGGUAGUCCACAAAGGAAAGCAGAAAGUAACGAGCUACGUCAGGAACGUAACAUGGCGACAAUGCGCCAAUCCUGUGGUGGCAAAAGUCAUCUAUUGAGUCCAUAAUAAUUCAUAUUGAAUAUUCCUAUCGA
This is a messenger RNA of Colletotrichum scovillei, 2676 nucleotides long. RefSeq lists its product as uncharacterized. The record is from RefSeq and is a predicted model, not a curated record. Lineage: Eukaryota; Fungi; Ascomycota; Sordariomycetes; Glomerellales; Glomerellaceae. The transcript has 3 exons. Bases 1103 to 2347 code for a protein of 414 amino acids.